AUGGCACUGGGAACCAUCCUGCUAGGGCUGGGCGGGCUGCUCGUUGCCCUGCUACUCUACGCAUUUCUCUUCAUCGGACGCCGCGAAAAGGGUCUGCCACCUGGUCCCCCCACUGCCCCGAUCAUUGGAAACAUUCAUCAAAUCCCUACCAAGGGUUCUUACCUGACGUUCACUGAAUGGUCCAAGAAAUAUGGCGGCAUCUUCUCCCUCAAGCUCGGCCCUGGAACCGCCAUUGUCCUCACUUCUCGCCACCUGGUGAAGCAGCUGAUUGACAAGAAGUCAAACAUCUACAGCGACCGGCCCCACAGCUAUGUUUCGCACAAUCUCAUUACAGGCGGCGACCAUGUCCUGAUUGCACACUAUGGCAAAACAUGGCAAAAAUACAGAAAAGCAAUUCAUCAGCACUUCAUGGAGUCUAUCGUACUGAGGGACCAUUUACCCUUGCAGCAAGCCGAAGCAAGUCAGUUGUUGAAAGAUUUCCUCGAGCGACCGGAUCAGCACAUGGACCAUCCGAAGCGGUAUACCAACAGCAUCGCAUGCGCCACCAUCUGGGGCGUGAGAUCCCCUACAGUGGACACUCCACAUAUGAAACGCCUCUACGAACUCAUGGAGAAUUGGUCCGUGGUCAUGGAACCGGGCAACACCCCUCCCGUCGAUAUCUUCCCUUUUCUACACUACGUUCCCGAACAGCUUUUUGGGAACUGGCGCUCGCGAGCCAAAGACGUUGGAAAUGCGAUGAACAAUCUGUAUAAUGAUAUGUUGACCGGGCUCGAAAAGCGCAGAGAAGCCGUGGGCAGCAAGUAUUCAUUUAUGGACAGAGUCCUUGACCAGAAAGAAAAGCUUGAACUGAACCGACAUCAGCUCUAUUUCCUGGGCGGCACAAUGAUGGAGGGCGCAAGUGAUACCUCUUCAAGCAUCAUCAUCGCGGCCAUACAGGCCUUCACCAAGUGGCCUGAAGUCAUGAGGAAAGCGCAGCAUGAAAUUGACAGUGUCAUGGGCGAAGACAGAUCUCCUGUGUGGGCUGACUAUGCAAAGCUACCGUAUGUAGCUGCAACGGUGAAAGAAGCGAUGAGAUGGAGGCCGGUGGUUCCGUUGGCAUUUCCACAUGCUGUAGACGAAGACGACUGGGUCGAUGGGUACAAAAUCCCAAAGGGCUCUGUGAUCUUCAUCAAUGCAUGGGGAAUGCACCACGACGAGAAGAGAUUCCCAAACCCGGACAAAUUCGAUCCAGAUCAUUACAAGGGCGUCACGGCGCUUGCUUCGGAACUCGCCCAAGCCUCCAACCCUGACGACAGGGACCAUUAUGGCUAUGGCUCCGGCAGACGACUUUGUCCCGGCAUUCAUCUCGCGGAGAGGAAUUUGUUCCUUGCCAUUGCAAAGCUGCUGUGGGCUUUUGAAUUUGCGCCUGGAAAAGACAACGAUGGAAAACCGAUCAUGCCGGACACCGAUCCGACUACGGGAUAUAGUGAGGGUUUCUUGGUGUGUGCAAAGCCCUACACUCUGGAGGUCAAGGUGAGAUCUGAGGCAAGACGGGAGACUAUCCUGAGGGAGUAUCAAGAGGCCAAACGGGAUGUGUUUUCAGCGUUCGAAAACUAA
Fonsecaea pedrosoi CBS 271.37 is the source of this 1596-nucleotide messenger RNA. RefSeq lists its product as uncharacterized. The record is from RefSeq and is a predicted model, not a curated record. Bases 1 to 1596 code for a protein of 531 amino acids. Gene Ontology annotation, molecular function: oxidoreductase activity, acting on paired donors, with incorporation or reduction of molecular oxygen; heme binding; monooxygenase activity. Lineage: Eukaryota; Fungi; Ascomycota; Eurotiomycetes; Chaetothyriales; Herpotrichiellaceae. The transcript has 5 exons.